Messenger RNA from Desarmillaria tabescens, 790 nucleotides. RefSeq lists its product as uncharacterized. The annotation marks the transcript as partial. Lineage: Eukaryota; Fungi; Basidiomycota; Agaricomycetes; Agaricales; Physalacriaceae. The transcript is spliced from 4 exons. The record is from RefSeq and is a predicted model, not a curated record.
UAUGAUCAUCGUCAUCAUUCUCAUCUACACCCUGACUUCCAUUGGGUUCGCUUUGAACUGGUCAUUUGUGCACUCCGCAUUCAUCACCAUGACUAACAGACAAAACUUUUGGACUAUGUAUCUCAUGCUCAGUGAUACCAGCGACAAAGCAGUUUUGAGCAUGGGAAUCACAGGAAUCCUAUGUAACAUCCUUGCAGAUUCUAUCAUGAUCUGGCGUUGUUGGGUGAUCUGGGGCCGGCACUGGCUCAUUGUUCUCCUUCCUACUCUUUGUUUAGUCUCUAGUAUCGCAUUCAAAAGCAUCAACAUGUACAUGGUAUUCGCUCACAGAAACCAAAUUAACCUACUCUACCCAGUACUUUAUGUAUCGUUCAACCUCGUUACCAUGAUAUGGUACACUCUGGGGAUCGUCUACCAUAUCUUGUCCAUCGGUGGCAACCUCAGAGCUUAUCGCUGUACUAUCGAAAUCUUAGUUGAAUCCUCGACCCUUUAUUCCGUUGCCUUGAUCCUAUACGUGGCUUUCGUCACUCGCAACAAUUUGGGGGCAAGUUACCUUGAUUCUGUAGCCGCAGUUGCAAGGGGGAUUGCACCGACACUUAUCGUUGGGCGGGUCGCAGUGGGAUAUGCUCGCCCAGAUGAUUCCUGGGAGGGAAGCGUGAUGUCUUCCCUUCGCUUUGGGGGGAAUCAGAUCUCGACAAGCUCUCAGGGAAGUACUAUCGCAAGUAUUGAUGAUGACCUUGAAGCUCAGCUUGAGAGUGAAGACAAGUGCGUGCAAACUCAGACGUGUUUCUAG